UGGUGGCAAUGACUGAGGGCCUCUAUCCCUAUCGUAAUGAGUUGCGAGUGUUGGAAGGAAGGAGACCCAAAGAGGGUAGCAGAGAGCUACCACCAGAGUUUGCGAAAGUAACUACCCCCUUAGUGGUCAGGGAAUAGAGGACGAGUAUGAGUCAACACCCGGACAAGUGGUAUGCCACCUACAUUGAGAGCGGCCUGCGGGAAGGUUUUAGGAUUGGCUUCCGAUAUGAGGACUGUGUCUGCACCUCAGUAAAAGCUAACAUGCACUCAGCGGUGACGAAUAGUGAGGUUAUUGACAGUUAUCUGGGAAAGGAACUUUCAAUGGGUCGGGUGCUUGGCCCCCUUGACCCACGAGUGGGGGCACAGAUGCAGGUUAGUCGGUUCGGUGUUAUCCCAAAGAACCACCAACCGGGAAAGUGGAGACUAAUUUUAGAUCUGUCACAUCCUGCGGGUGCGAGUGUGAACGAUGGUAUUGAACGGGAACUGUGUUCUUUAAAGUAUACCUCGGUGGACGAAGCAGUUCAAAGGUUUAGUGAAUUGGGAAAGGGGGCGCUGCUUGCAAAAUUGGAUAUUGAGAGUGCAUACAGGCUGAUCCCAGUUCACCCCGACGAUCGUCUGUUGUUGGGUAUGUCGUGGAAAGGGAACCUCUAUGCCGACGCUUCCCUGCCGUUCGGUUUAAGAUCGGCUCCCAAGAUUUUUAACGCCGUAGCAGAUGCUUUAAUGUGGAUUAUGGGCCAGCAGGGGACCCGAGCCAUUCACUAUUUGGACGACUAUUUAUUGUUUGGUGCCCCCAACACCCCUGAAUGCCAGCUGGCGCUUGCUCGGACGCUAGCUACCUGUGAUCGCUUAGGGGUCCCGAUCGCCAAGCACAAAACGGAAGGCCCUGCAUGCCAGUUAACCUUCUUGGGCAUUGAACUUGACACCCAAGCGGGGGUGGUGAGACUACCACCGGAAAAACUGAUGCGUUUACAGAGAGAAAUCCGAGGUUGGUCCGAACGUAAGGCUGGUUCCAAGCGAGAGUUACUCUCUCUGAUCGGUCAGCUGCAACAUGCGUGUUGUGUGGUAAAACCGGGAAGAUCAUUUUUGAGGAGAAUGAUUUCAUUGUCCACGGUAGCCAAAGAACUGCACCAUCUGAUUCGGUUGAAUUUGGGUUUCCGAUCGGACCUACAAUGGUGGGCUACCUUCUUACAAUCAUGGAACGGGGUCUCAGUUACAGGCCCACACCCAAGCCAAGCGUGGCAGGCAACCAUAACCUCGGACGCAUCAGGCAACUGGGGUGGUGGAUCCUUCUCUUCGGAGGGCCACUGGUUUCAGCUACAAUGGCCCUCUUCAUGGGCAACAGUUCAUAUAACUGUAAAAGAGCUUCUCCCAAUCAUAGUGAGCAUUGCGUUGUGGGGCAGAUCCUGGCACGGGUCUAGCGUACGUUGCAGAUGUGAUAAUGCGGCAGUGGUGGCCAUAAUUCGAUCAGGCACCUGCAAGGACGAUUUGGCUAUGCAUUUGUUGAGGUGUCUCUUUUUCUUCGUGGCCGCAUUUGACAUUAAACUGUGGAGUGUGCAUAUACCAGGGGUGUGCAACGGGGCAGCCGAUGCCCUUUCGAGAGAUAAUCAUACUUCCUUCCUGGUACAGGUCCCAUCGGCCAGGCGUCAAGCAGAUGUCAUCCCGCCAGAGAUGUUGGAGGUCCUGGUCACCAGACGCCCUGACUGGACGUCGCUAAGUUGGACAGAGCUUCUCAAAAGUAUUUCUCAAAAGGACUAGCUGAUUCCACACAGAGGACCUAUAGUUCGGGCCAGCGGCGCUAUCUGAGAUUCUGCAGAGAGAGUGGAGUCCAAGCAGUUCCUGCCUCGGAGCGCUCGUGUUGCCUCUUUGCGACCUACCUGGCCGAGGAAGGACUCACUCACAAGACUAUCAAAGUAUACCUUGCCGGGGUCAGAUUCCUGCACAUUGCGGAGAGCCAACCAGACCCUUUUGCAUCUGUGCUUCAUCGAUUGGAAUAUACCCUACGCGGUAUUAAGAGAUGCGAAGCUGCUAAGUGUCAGGGAAAAAGAGAAAGACUGCCCAUGUCCCCCCUCCUACUGAGGAAAAUGAAGGCAGUGUGGGACUCUUCCCCUGGUGGCCACGAUACGGUUAUGCUCUGGGCGGCUUGUUGCCUGGCCUUCUUUGGUUUUCUUCGUAUCGGGGAAAUGUCUGUACCCAGUGACGAUAAAUUUGACCCGUCGUGUCACUUGAUCGUCAGCGACAUAGCGAUUGACAACCCUAAGCUACCCACGGUGGUCCGGGUCACCAUCAAGCAAUCCAAAACAGACCCUUUUCGACGAGGCGUUGAUUUAUUUCUGGGUAAAACGGACUCUGAUUUGUGCCCAGUGCAGGCAAUACUGUCAUAUCUGCGGCUUCGGAGUCGGGCAGAAGGCUCCCUGUUCAAGUUUAAGGAUGGUCGUAUGCUGACCCGGUUACGGUUUGUAGAAGCCAUCCGGGCUGCUCUGUCGGCAGCAGGAGUAGAUGAGUCCAAGUACAACGGCCAUAGCUUCCGCAUUGGAGCGGCUACCACAGCAGCGGCUAAAGGUUUUGAGGAUUCGGCUAUCAAAACGCUGGGAAGAUGGCGGAGUGUGGCCUAUUUGGACUACAUAAGGACACCUAGAAGUCAGUUAGCAAAUUAUUCACGUUUAUUGUGUGCAUAAGGUCACAGUCACUGUCAAUAAUUAUCAUGAUGUGUAUGAUGUGGAGAGUCCAUGCAUCCCAGGGAGCGUACAGGUUGGGCUGAGGUGGCAUAGUUUGGGGGGCAGGCUGUGCCUUCCUUUGUGGGCUGGUUUGGGGGAUUCCCCUAACCUUCACCUAUACCACCUGGUCAUUUCCGGUGGAGGUGGGGGUUUCCGGUCCAGCACUUUAGCCAAAACUAACACUAUCCUUUUGAUAAGUGUGACUACGUCCUAGGCCUUAACGUUCUCUCAGGAGGACCGCAGCUUAUUAAGUGUGGUUUAAUGAUAGUUAGACCGGGUUAAUAAGGAGGACCGCACCGGUUUGCACAUGCGCAGAUCAUAUUCCUACCUCGUGUAUUCUACCGUGUCUUCAGGCUCGAACUGCUGUCGAUAUCAUCCCACCCACCCUCUCCGUCUUUAUGAGGCUUGCCUUUAAGGCAUGCCUUGUGGA
This is a messenger RNA of Halichondria panicea, 3143 nucleotides long. RefSeq lists its product as uncharacterized. The record is from RefSeq and is a predicted model, not a curated record. NCBI's taxonomy places the organism in Eukaryota, Metazoa, Porifera, Demospongiae, Suberitida, Halichondriidae. The coding region runs from base 147 to 1754 and encodes 535 amino acids. The transcript has a single exon.